AUGGCUACUGAUGAUCCUGAGGAUGCGUACGCGCAGUUUAUGUUCUCUGAGCACCAAACGGCAACUACACUGCCGGAUUCUGCGACAUCCGGGACCCCGACGCCUGCGCCCGCAAGCAAUAGCAAGUACGAAUACGAUAUAAGGGAUAAUGAAAAGAGUCGUAUCCUGCGACUGAUCGUCCGCCUCCUGUUGCACCGAGCGCCAUUUGUGACUCGUUACGAUGAGAUUCGCGCUGUUGUUAAGACGUAUCUGCACGACCAUGCUAACCAUGCCAUCGUCAACUGUUUUAUUGGUGAGUAUGACGCCUCGCUUCAGUUUCAAUACGGUGCAGAGGACGCCAAGAAACUGGUCAGCAAAACUCUAGGGCUGAUUCUCUGCGACAUAAAACUUCAAGGAGCGAGGCGCGAAUUCUUCUUGAAGCAGUCGCUGGCCUUUCAGCCGCAUGACCUGAAACUGCUCGGCGAUGGCGACCAUGAGUUGCGCGGUUUUCUGCUUUUGUUGUUGCCGUGUUUCAAGGCCUACACGACUGGGAUUCCGCUGGGUAUGUUCACCCGAGUUGGGAAAGCGGACAUGGUGCCCCGGGAUCAGGCAUCUGAGGAGGCCCUGAAGGCGGCCCUCCGCGGAACACGCCGAAAGAGGGCGGUGAAAUAUUCGGCAUCCGAAUUCAGUAACAUUGCCGACUACCUGCUGUACGCGAGAGAGCUGGGCUACCUGAGCCUGGUUACUGACCCAAAAAAGGGCGACACAUUGGCGGUGAUAACGGUUAUGCCUGGAUAUAGGCUCCUCUUCGAACUGGACCAGGAAUCGUACGUCAAACAGUUGAGCACCCUGGAGCUCGACGAAGGCCUGAAGCGUACCCUGGAAGCUUUCUUUGAUCGUUGA
This is a messenger RNA of Babesia bigemina, 882 nucleotides long. RefSeq lists its product as hypothetical. Lineage: Eukaryota; Apicomplexa; Aconoidasida; Piroplasmida; Babesiidae. The transcript has 8 exons. The record is from RefSeq and is a predicted model, not a curated record. The coding region runs from base 1 to 882 and encodes 293 amino acids.